Ciona intestinalis (vase tunicate) is the source of this 940-nucleotide messenger RNA. Lineage: Eukaryota; Metazoa; Chordata; Ascidiacea; Phlebobranchia; Cionidae. The record is from RefSeq and is a predicted model, not a curated record.
CUAAAAUGUAAAAACGUGUUCCAUUACGGUUCAUUGAUUAUUGACGAAGGCGAAACUUCCCACAAACCAACUCAGUCUUUUGGAUUAAGAAGUCGUCGAGCAUGCCGAAGGGAAAGAAAUCUCGUGGAAAGCGUGUAGCGCCAGCGCCGCUUCUUGCUAAACGUGCAGCCGCCAAAAAGGUGGUGAAUCCCUUGUUCGAGAAGAGACCUAAGAAUUUCGGAAUCGGUCAGGACAUUCAACCCAAGCGAGAUCUUACUCACUUUGUUCGAUGGCCCAAAUACAUUCGGCUACAACGUCAGAAGGUUGUGCUGCAGAAGAGACUGAAGAUCCCUCCAGCGAUUAACCAGUUCACCAACACAUUGGACCGACAAACUGCUACUUCUCUGUUCCGAUUGGCAAAGAAGUAUCAGCCGGAAUCAAAACUGGAGAAAAGGGAGCGCUUGAGACAGCGUGCUCAAGAAAGAGCUGCUGGCAAACCAGACACCCCAACCAGGCGUCCAUUGGUUGUAUCUUCAGGUGUGAACACGGUCACCAACCUCAUUGAAAGGAAGAAGGCUCAACUUGUUGUGAUUGCUCAUGAUGUUGAACCAGUCGAGAUUGUGGUUUACCUUCCAGCUCUGUGCCGUAAGAUGAAUGUUCCUUACUGCAUCGUGAAGGGCAAGUCCAGACUUGGUCGUUUGGUGCAUAGAAAAACAUGCACCUGCGUUGCUAUCACUGAUGUCAAUAACGAGGACAAAGGAGCUCUCAGCAAAUUGGUUGAAAGUGUUCGAACCAACUACAAUGAGAGAUUCGAUGAGAUUCGAAGACACUGGGGUGGCGGUAUUAUGGGCAACAAGUCCUUGGCCAGGAUCGCUAAGAUUGAAAAACUGAGAGCAAAGGAUGCUGCCCAGAAAGCCAGUUUGGCAUAAUAAACAAUACGAAUAAAAUAUUCAAUGUAAAA